Molecule: messenger RNA, 6209 nt
Organism: Orussus abietinus
Lineage: Eukaryota; Metazoa; Arthropoda; Insecta; Hymenoptera; Orussidae
Gene: Gp210
Product: nuclear pore membrane glycoprotein 210
Exons: 15
Coding region: 1-5754 (1917 amino acids)
Cellular component (GO): nuclear pore
Source: RefSeq, a predicted model, not a curated record
AUGGCGGGAUCGAGUAACGUGUUAAAUAUAAUUGGAUUUGUACUUUGUAUAGCUGUUAUUAACAAGGAGAAUAUUAUCAGCGGUCAUAGAUUAAAUGUACCGAGAGUUUUACUCCCAAUUUUUAAUGACUUUCCGAUUAAUUUCACACUCGAGGUUACAGAAGAAGGAUGCUAUCAAUGGUCUACAUCACGGUCAGACAUUGUUCAGUUACUCCCUUUCAACGAAAAUGCAGAACAUACUUGCUCAUCUUCAGUCCUGGUACAGACUGUGACAAAGGAUUCUACUCGGAAUACUGCUAUUGUAUUAGCUGAGGAUAUUAAUACUGGACAGCUACUACGGUGCGAUGUUAUUGUAGAUGCAAUAUUUUCUCUUAAAAUUGUUACUACAACGCGGGAGUUAUUUAUUGAAGAAGCACCGGAGGCAUUUGAAGUGAGAGCAUAUGAUGAACAAGGAAAUGAGUUUACAACAUUGGCGGGCGUGGAAUUUACAUGGUCUAUCAAUAAUAUCGAUAAGCGAGGAUUAAUGACAGAUAACAAAUCAUUGAAUAACGUUUUACGAUUUAUGACUUUCCAAGAAUCACCUUACGAAACACCUACCACCAUCUCUGCACUUGAUUUAAGUGGCAAGAGGGGGCAUAUUGCUCUUUUAGAGGGAAUUCGAACUGGCACUGCAAAGGUGUCGGUCAAAUUACCUCAUACGGAAUAUAGGCAUAUACCUCCAGAUGAAGUAGAACUUAUUGUAGUUGCUAAUCUAAUAAUACUGCCAUCCGAUGUAACAAUGAUGACGUUUGAUUGUUUUAAAUAUAAAAUAAUGCAGGUUCAACAAGGUCGAUUAGAAAAUAUAAUUCUUCCCUCUAGUCAGUACUACUUAGAAGCCGAAAUUCCUGAAAUGUUGGAAAUAAGUGAUAACGAUGGUAGUACUUAUGCCCUGGCUAAAGGAAAAACUAAAGUUUUCUUAAAUGACAGAAAUGUAUAUGAAGAGUAUGGUGUUAUUUUGCCAUCUGCAACAGUUCAUGUUAACGAUGUAGCAUAUAUAAGAAUUGCAGUUUUGCCAAACAGAAAUUGGGCACUUAUUGUAGGACAACCUCAUGAAAUUAUUGUAGAACUGUUCGACGACAAGGAUCACAAAUUUCAUAUUGGUGAAGGAGUUGAAGUAAAUAUGGAAUUUGAAAAGCAAUACAUAGAUACUAAAUUUAUAACACAAAAUGGUACUUAUACAAUUGGUGUACCAUUGAUGCCUGGAACAACACUGGUUGAGGCUACAUUAUACGGUGUAAUUGACAAGCAAGGCAGGCGAAUAAACAUUUCUCCUCAUCUUACUGCAAGAGCAGAAUUUAUAAUACACCAUCCAGUUGUUGUUCAUCCUCACGUUUUGGCAGUUCCUUGGGAUGUUAAGAGUAAAUCACAGUAUGAUGCUUCUUUAAAAGCUAGUGGAGGAGACGGUUCGUACACAUGGAGUAGUCGAAAUCCGUCUAUAGUAGCAGUCACACAAAGUGGAAUUAUAAGAACUUUACAGAAAGGUUCAACAGAGGUAAUAGUCUCAAUGACUCGAAACCGAUACAACAGAGACAUGACUAAACUACAUGUGUUACCACCAUCCAAACUAGAAAUUAUACGAUACAGCAUGGAAGGUGCUGUAGGUGAACCGAUACAUAUACACAUUGCAUUGUAUGGUAGCAUAGUCAAUGGAGCAGAAACUAAAGAGAUACCGUUUAAUGAUUGUAAAAAUAUACCUUUCGAAGUGUAUAUUUCGGAAGAUAAUUUCGUACAGAAUCGUGAAAUCGGUGAAAUACAACCUGUUGGCAUUGCUUGUGCAACUAUUACAGUUGUUGCUACAAACGUUGGAACGUCCGGUAUAACCAUAGCAUAUAAUGCACAACCUCAAUAUUUAAUGGAUAACAUUACCAUAAUGGCUUACGAGCCUUUGAAGGCAGUUCACCCAGUUAGUGCAGAAACUUUGCUUGCUGUGGGAACUUCAAGAAAAAUAGUGUUCAGCGGUGGACCGUAUCCAUGGCCAGGAAAGUCACAGGGUUAUACCAGAGAAUUAAGAAAUAGCAAUGAAAAACUAGUUGAAACUAUGAAAUACCAAAGUUCAGAGACAAGUUCUGAUAUUGCUAUAUUCGAUGUCAUAUGUAAAGCAUUGGGUGAGGUGACCUUAACAUUCACUGUAUGGAACACUCCAUUAUUACCUAAUUGUAUGGGAACCGAAGCAUCUGCUGUUGUACGAGUGAUUUGUGGCAAACCAAGGUAUAUUUAUUUACAACCGGAAUUUAAAGAUGGCAGUAACUGCCCUAUUGGCCAAAACGCAGAUAGAAUAAUGGCUCAUGGGAACACAGACCUAGAAUUAACAGUCGUAGUUAAAGAUGAAGACGGAAGACAUUUUGACAACAUUACCAGCCUUUAUAUAGAAUGGGAUUUAAUCCCUUCAACUGCCAGUAAUGUCGAAGCAUCAAAUGGGGCGAUUGAAGAGACAUUUACCGAUAUGUAUGUUCAGUUGCCAAAGAGACACUUUCAACGCAUUAUACCCAGAAGACAUACUGGAUCAUUAACGGUACAUGCCAAAGUUACAGGAUACCAGAUGAAAAUUCUUAAGAAAUUAAAACUUUCAUCUGAAUGGCCACUGUUUCCUAUCGAAACACCAGAUGGUGCGUUAAUCACUCCAUUGAUAGAAGCUUCUGUGAAUAUUAUUUUAGUAAAUGAUACAGUAAUUACUCCAAAUGCGUUGACCAUUCUGAAUGAUCCCAAUGGAAAGUACAGUUUACAAGUUAGUCAGGGUUCAGGGUACUAUGAAUUUGUUUUGAGUUCUGAUGACAUAGCUGAUGUUCGAUAUAUUGAGCCAACAAAAACCAUAAGCAUUGUUCCUAAAAAAUCUGGCAGUCUGCACAUUGCUUUAGUAGAUCUUUGCCUCGUUUCAAACCCUGCAGAGGCCAUAAUUGAGGUGCAACAGCUGACCAGUAUAGAAGUGGAAGCUGUUAAUAAAGUCGAAAAGGGCAAAUGCAUCUCUUUGGCUUUGAAGUUCUAUGAUACAAAUGGAAAUAUUAUACAGUUGCCUUCAGUAGACGCCUUACAGAUUAAAGUGGAGAUUGAAAAUGGACAUAUUGACAUAAAAAAAUUACCACUUAGCGAGCAAGGUAGUCAACCUCUUGAUGAAAUACGUUACACCAUCUAUGGAGUAGAAGAGGGCGAAGCCCGUGUGACAUUUAGUAGUGGCGAAGAUGAUCAGGAAAUACGAAGCGAACCCUUCGUGGUGCAAGUUAUCCUUCCCUUGAAAGUAUCCCCGAAGAAUAUAACUGCAUUAGUCAGUACUAUUUAUCAAAUUGCUACGACUGGAGGUCCUACUGAUGCAGAAAUAGAAUUCAUUGCUGAAAAUGACGAAAUUGUAAAUGUUGAUCAGUAUGGCCUUUUUGAAGGAAAAUCGAUUGGCCAGUCUCGUAUCAUAGUCAGAGCGGUGGGCUUUAACAUGCAAGGAAAUAAAAUAGUGUAUUCACAGGACUAUGCCGAGGUUCAUGUAAUAUAUUUAGAUGGAAUCAAAAUAGUCGUCCCAACAACUAGAAUAAAGGUAGGGGCGACUGUCCCACUCUGGGCUUUUGGCAUUCCUGAACACUUGACGCCACUUGUCAUUGGAUCCAUGAAAUCACCUCUGAGAUUUAUCUGGAGUUCCAGUGAUCCAAAUUUAUUGAGCCUUCACAAUGUUUAUGAAAAUACCGGAAUUAAUAUCAGGUAUCAAAAUGAGGUAGCUAUUCGUGCAAAAGCCUUGAAAUCUGGAUUGGUGGCUGUGUACUUGAAUGUAACUGCACCGUCAAAAAUAUCAGGAUACAAAACAGACACUACUUAUUCUACAUUUGUGAGAAUUGACAUCUUCGAAGAACUAUCACUAGUGUUUCCUGAAAAUGCAAAUGGUACAUCAGUAUUGCUAAUGGCCCCAAAUUCUGUCAUGCAACUACAAACAAAUCGUGACAAACAUGGCUUAACUACUUAUAAAAUCCUCUCGAGUAGAUCUUCCAAUGAUUCGGACGAUCCAAAUGCUUUGAUCGCUGCUGUUAGAAGUGUUACUAUAGAAAAAAAUGGACUUGUUAGGUCAGGAGAUAUCUUUGGAAAAACAGUCAUUUCUGUUACGAACAUUGAAGCUCAUGGAUUGAAACAAACCUUGAUACUUGUCAUUGAUGUUAAGCCAAUUCAUUAUGUGAUGCUUUCGUUACAAUCAAAUCUACGGAUACGUAGUGGUGAAGAACUCAAUAUGCUUCCUAAGGGUAUGGAAUUGAAUUACAUACUUGAGUAUUAUGAUGCUGUUGGAGCAAAAUUUCAUGGAGCCAAUACGAAUUUAAAAGUUUUGGGAAGCCGAACCGAUUUGGUGUCAUUCGCCACCAUCCCAGAAAACAUAAUCACUGUCAAGUUCCUUGAUAAUGGCGAGUUGAUAACUAAAGUGUACAAUGAGAAGUAUCCUAAUGGAAUGUUUGACUAUGUGCGAAUGUUAAUUGGAGAUGUUCUUUUUCCAACAAAGACUACGUUAACAGUAGGAGACAUUGUGUGUUUCUCCAUGCCUUUGCUAUCUUCGGACGGAGAGCCAGGACAAUGGCAGUCAUCAGCUCCAGAGAUACUGAGCGUUGAUUCUAUUAAUGGUAUAGGUAGAGCACGUAAUUCAGGACAAACUAUAGUUAAGCAUAGUCUGGCUACGCAGGUUCAAGGUGAAAUAAAAGUUAAUGUUCAAGCAAUUUCUAAGAUAUCAAUUGUGCCAUUAAGAACAAGUAGCUUUGCUGGUAUGGAGACUUUCAGCAUACCGCUUGUACUAAAAAGUAAGGAUGAACGCAUAAAAGAAAAUAAUGUAUUGGCAAGAGGGCUUGGAGGAUGUCGUACUUACUCUUCAUUUAUACUUACUUCAUUCCCUUUCACAUGUAAUAUCGAAUUUGUUUCAUCUUUCACGUUUGUCAAUAUAAAGGAUAUUUUCCUUGCAAGACCUCGAUUCGAUAUUGUUACUGGAUUCUACUACUGUGAUAUUAUCCCAGUUUGCACACCCAGUGUGGUAUCUAGUACAUUGGAAGCACGUAUUAAGAUAAAUGCCCAAAGUCGUGAUAUCAACGGAGUACCAGUAGAAGUAACUUAUUUACCACCAAUUUAUGUCAGCACCAAAGAAAUUUUCUUUGUUUCAUCGCCAGUUCAAACAGUUCCCAGUGCAACAAUUGAGAUACAUGGAUUACGUCCAGUUUUGGAACACGUUGUGAUCGAUGCACCUGAUGGAAUCACUGUCAGCGAGCAACAAUUUGCAUCAAAAAAUGUGCUGCAAUACAAAGUACGGUUACUACAAAAUCAAGAAGAAUUACAAGGACAGAAAAUUAUAAUAUCAAACGACCUUACUAAACAAAAUAUUUCUAUCUUCAUUCGAGUAUCGAAGCAUGACCAUUUUGUCCAGGUGUUGGACGUUCACUGGCUGGAUUAUCUGUAUUUCCAUCGAUAUACCUUUGCAACAUUUAUUGUUCUAGUGGCCACCUACUUUUAUAUAUGGAAGAACAAAAUGUCAAAUAUUAACAUGACGAUUAAGAACAAAAGUAUCUUUGCUGAAAAAUGUCCUCCGCCAAUCAAGAAGACUCCAUGUUGCCCUACUCCAGGCAAUGUAUCGUGUACUCCCAGUCCACAUAGUCCAAGUACACCCUUUUCAGCGUUUGAGCCUGUGUAUGGUGAUCCACGUGGAUUUUAUACGCCGAAUUCUCGGAGAAGUAGGGCUUUACAUUAUUUUUCGCCACCAACACGAACGUGUUAAUGUUUUGACCAUGUAAAUGUUUUUUUUUUAUAAAAUUUCUUAUUCUGUAAGAUUAUGACAAGUACCUCCUAUGCUGCUCACAAAGGAAUGGCAUGACCUUGGCCUGUUGGCAUUGGUCACACUAUGAAUUAUUGCAAAUAGUUAAUUAUACAUUCAUUACAUAUUACGAGUAGGACUUGACUGAUUUAGAUACCUACAUGUGUAAGCAUAACUAGCUAACUUUUACAAAUUGCCAGAAAUAACAUUGAGCAAGUAUGUACACUGUGAAAGGAGGAAUGCACUGUAUAAAGAACAACUUAUUACUUGAUGUAGUUUAUAACUGGUAGCUAACAUGUAACGAAAAAGAAACGUGUACAAAGAGUAUUAUAAAUAAUGUUUAUUAAAAAGGUAAAUAUGUAUAAUGGAACAGUCACACAUUUCUCAGUCGCACAAGAAAAUAUAAUUUGUUUAAAUGA